This is a messenger RNA of Erythranthe guttata (spotted monkey flower), 1578 nucleotides long. It is a transcript of the gene BCCP2, whose product is annotated as biotin carboxyl carrier protein 2. Gene Ontology annotation, biological process: fatty acid biosynthetic process. The record is from RefSeq and is a predicted model, not a curated record. Lineage: Eukaryota; Viridiplantae; Streptophyta; Magnoliopsida; Lamiales; Phrymaceae. Gene Ontology annotation, molecular function: acetyl-CoA carboxylase activity. Gene Ontology annotation, cellular component: acetyl-CoA carboxylase complex.
UAACUAAUUGUGGCUCCUCAUUUCUCUCUCCCCCUUUAGUCGGUUGGAUUGACCGGUUUGACGGGUUUUAACUGUUCUUGACCCUUCCACCCGGUUUCUAAGCUUUUCCGAGUUUUCAUAUCGAACCAGACCGAGUUGGUAACCGGUUCGCGGUUUAAUCGGUAGCACCGGUCGUCCGUCCCGGUUCUUAAAAAAUGGGUUAAACCACCACAUUGAAUUGGACUUUUAUGGAGGGAAAAGCCCAGGCACCAAAACACCUGAAAACGACACCGUUCUGUUCAUCCUCGUGGAUAUCGCCUUCUCUCUCUCCUUUCUCUCUCUCCUCUCUCUCUCUCUCUCUCUCUCUCUCUCUCUCAUCGCUCUCUUUGUUUUCUUCCGACAUCUCUCUUCAUUUUUAUCGCCCAUUCUUCCCUACAAAAGCCCUCUGUAUCUUCUUCCCCCGGAUUCAGCUCUCAUUUUUCGUCCACACCUGAUUUCAUUUUCCCUUUUUCCUUUUUUGCAUUGAAUCAAUCAAUCGCCGAUGGCUUCUUUCAGUGUUCCAUGCCCGAAGGUUUCGCCAUUGUUGUCUGCUUCGUCACACUCCACCCAGAAAAGGAACCGCAUUGCUUCGUUUCCUACGUCUGAUUCCAGAUCGAAUUAUGCAUCAAUGGCGGUCGUUCAAUCCCAGGGUCUUGGCCGGAGCCAAUCGGAUGCCUUUAAGGUGCGCUCUCAGCUAAACGAGGUUGCUGUCGAAAAAGCAUCAAAUGCCAAACCAGCUCUCGAGAAAGUGCCGACCCUAGAAUCUGAACGAUACGAAGUUCCAGAUGCAGCGUCGAUUUCGACUUUUAUGGCCCAUGUGACAGAUCUAGUCAAGCUUGUAGAUUCGAGGGAUAUAGUUGAGUUGGAGUUAAAGCAAAUGGACUGUGAACUCCUUAUUAGAAAAAAAGAAGCACUGCCGCAGCCACCAGUUGCCGCUCCUGUUAUGUAUGCACCACCUCCUACAUACCAAGCUAUGCCACCGCCAUCACCACAAUUGCCGCCUCCUGCAAAUGCUCCUGCCCCUGCAUCCGUUUCUCCAUCUCCCGCUUCAGUGCCGCCAGCGACGCCAAAGUCGUCACAUCCCCCAUUCAAAUGUCCAAUGGCUGGAACCUUCUACCGUUCCCCUGCUCCUGGUGCACCGCCCUUUGUCAAGGUUGGAGAUAAGGUGCAAAAAGGACAGGUAAUAUGCAUUAUCGAGGCUAUGAAACUGAUGAAUGAGAUCGAGGCUGAUCAGUCAGGCACUGUUGCUGAGAUAGUUGCAGCUGAUGGUAAACCUGUGAGCGUCGAUACGCCUUUGUUUAUAAUUGAGCCAUGACGAACCGAUUUCGUCUCACCAUGAAGAGCAAUAGCUGAAGUUAUGAAGUAUGUGAUGUGUUAUAAGCUUUCUUGAGAAUUCCAGUAUGAGAUUUAGGACAAUGAUGUUUUCACAGCAAUACUAUUUGCGUCAUAGUAAUUGUAAACUUAUAAAUUUCAGAAUAUGACAUUGUUUUUCUGUUUAAUCACAACACUAAACUUCGAGAUAUAUAUCAUCUUUACAAAAGAGGGGUUCUAUUACAAGUC